Chlorella variabilis is the source of this 1032-nucleotide messenger RNA. RefSeq lists its product as hypothetical. The record is from RefSeq and is a predicted model, not a curated record. Lineage: Eukaryota; Viridiplantae; Chlorophyta; Trebouxiophyceae; Chlorellales; Chlorellaceae. The transcript has 5 exons. Bases 1 to 1032 code for a protein of 343 amino acids.
AUGUGGUGCACCCCGCGGCUGGGCCCUGGACCCUUCCAGCUGGAACUGGUGUCUGAGAAGCUGAUCAAGCCGCCUGCCGUCAGCAGCGCCCGGACAGAGCUGGCCUGCCUCGACCAGGUCAACGUGAUCACCUGCACCACGAGGGCGUGGGGGUGGCAGGGAGGGCGGCUUGACGCGGCCGCCCUGGAGGCGGCGUUGCGGGCCACAGUCACCGACCUGCCCUUCUUGGCGGGCAGGAUCUGCAAGAUGGAGGGCGGCCGCCUGGGCAGCCUGCACAUUGAGCACAGCGGCGCGGGCGCGCUGCUGACGGUGGCGACCAGCGAGGAUGCCCGGGUGGCGGGCAUGGGGCCGCUGACCUGGCCGCAGCCGCGCAUCACGCUGGCCGCGCCUGCCAUCCCUUUCUACAUCCCGCCCAUGGAUGGCAGGCGGGUGAUGGCGGGCAAGGAGCCGCUGAUGAAGGUGCAGCUCAGCCAGCUGGCGGAUGGAGACGUGCUGGGCAUCACCCUGAGUCAUUUGGUGUGCGACGGGGUGCGCUGGCCCCUGCUGGCGGCCCACCUGGCGGCGCGGUACCGCGAGCGCGUGGGCGGCCCCCCCGCAGACCCCGCGCACCUGCUGCGCCCCGUGGACCGCUGCCUGAUGUCUUCGGGCGCCAUGGCGGCGCAGCUUGGGUGCGAGGGCGGCGAGUGGCGGGAGCACCGGCUGGAGGUGCGGCCCAGCCUGGGCGGCUACUGGCGCCUGGCAAAGCUGCUGGUGGCGGACGGACUGCAGCCCAUGCAGCUGCUGGUGCUGCACAUCCCGGCACAGCAGGCGACAGGGGCCGGCGCGCCGCCCGCGGCGCGCGCACCCGUCAGCACGACAAAGGGGGCCAGGCCGGCGGCGGCGCCGCCGCCCAGCUCGACGUCGUUGGGCACAAAGGUGCCGUCGCGGCCGCUGACGCCCGCGGGGUGGCGCAGGCCGCGCGCGCGGAACAGCGGCGCGCCGCCGUCUGCGGGCGGCGGGCGGGAUGGGGACAGGGCCGUGGGCAGCAGAUGA